AUGCCACAUUCCCAUCAUCCCCCUCCCCAUCAUCAGCCCCAUCUGAUCACCGACCCAUCAUCCCAACCCAAUGCCCAUCCAAUCAUCCUAACAGUCGCGGCAUCCCAGCACGAGGUCGUAGCUGUAGUUAGUGGUGGCUACAGCGCUCUCUGCCGUCUCACUCUGCCAGAGGCGAGUGGAAGUGACGCCGCGGCUGUGCCCUGUCACAGUGAGGUGGACUCGCUGUCGGUGGUGUCCGGCACGACGUCGCUGAGCUACGGCGGCACGCGCCAUCAGCUGAGUGGAGUGCUCGUCCACCCGGGAUAUGACCCAGUGAACUUCUGGCGCCACGACAUCGCUCUGCUCAAGGUGGUGGAGCCUUUCCGACUGGACGGCUCGAAGGUGGGGCCGGCGCGGCUGCCGCGGCAGGACCAGAUCGUGCCUGUGGACGCCGUCGCCACCGUGGUCGGCUGGGGGCUCGUGGAGGAGGGCGGAACAACGCCGUCUGAGCGCCUCCAGAAAGCCGAGCUGCGCGUAACCAGCCAGAGGGACUGCAAGGCAGCCUACGACAAAAUAGACGGCGUAAUCCAUGACACCAACCUGUGCGCCGGAGUCGCGGAUGGCAGCGCCGGACCCUGCAAAAUGGGAUAUGACUCGUGUCGUGUAAAUGCUACUUGUGCGGCGCAAGUAACGAUGAGACGAAUCAGAGUUAAGCUAGAGCCAGAGUGGUCGCCUGCACAGGGUGACUCCGGCGGGCCGCUGUUCGUGGGCGGCAAGCUGGUGGGGCUGACGUCGUGGGGCGCCGGCUGCAAGAGCAGGUUCCCGGCCGUCUUCACGCGCGUCGCCUGCUACGUGGACUGGAUACAGCAGCACAUACAGUGA
Molecule: messenger RNA, 861 nt
Organism: Schistocerca piceifrons (Central American locust)
Lineage: Eukaryota; Metazoa; Arthropoda; Insecta; Orthoptera; Acrididae
Product: trypsin-like
Exons: 4
Coding region: 1-861 (286 amino acids)
Biological process (GO): proteolysis
Molecular function (GO): serine-type endopeptidase activity
Source: RefSeq, a predicted model, not a curated record